This is a messenger RNA of Grosmannia clavigera kw1407, 1101 nucleotides long. RefSeq lists its product as uncharacterized. The record is from RefSeq and is a predicted model, not a curated record. Gene Ontology annotation, molecular function: methyltransferase activity. The transcript has 8 exons. Bases 1 to 1101 code for a protein of 366 amino acids. NCBI's taxonomy places the organism in Eukaryota, Fungi, Ascomycota, Sordariomycetes, Ophiostomatales, Ophiostomataceae.
AUGGCUAAGCCCCGGGAUACUGAAGAACAGAUGCCGACCGCAGAAGUAGCUUCGGUCCCUGGAGCAACACAAGCUACUGUCCCCGCGGCAGAUCUCUCUAGCCAAUUGCAACCCCCAGAGGUCUGGGCGAGUCUGGAGGUUUCAGAGGAUGAGAACGACUCGUCGUUUGGCGGAGACAUAGCUAGCUCUACGGAGUCUGUCAGAUCGAGCAUCUUGCAAUACCGCGAACUUAACGGGCGCACAUACCACCGCGAGCGCACGGAAGGCACUUACUGGGGUCCUAAUGACGACCGCCAGAACAAUACGCUUGACGUUGGACAUCAUGCACUCACCAUGAUAAUGGGUGACAAACUCUACCACGCACCUUUGCCAGACCAUAUGGACAAAGUCCUGGAUAUUGGUACAGGAACUGGCAUUUGGGCAAUCGACUUUGCAGACGAGCACCCUGAGGCGAACGUCAUCGGAACCGAUCUGUCUCCAAUCCAGCCAGAAUGGGUUCCGCCCAAUUUGUCCUUCCAAAUCGAUGACUUCACGGAUUCGUGGACGUUUGAGGACAGCUCAGUCGACUUCGUACACUUACGCUGGUUAUGCGGCUCCGUAAAGAACUGGACAGAGCUUUUCAAACAGGCCUACAGGGUGCUUAAACCCGGUGGCUACAUCGAAACCUUUGACUUUGACGGCCACAUCACGUCGGAUGACGGUACCGUAACAGAAAAGACGGCGAUAUCACAAUGGAGUCAAAUUUUUGAAGGAGGAGCCCGGAAGCUGGGCAUGAACGUUUCUUUCAAUCCUAUAAAGGAAGGCUUGCAGCAUAAGGCUCUUGUUGAAGCGGGCUUUGUCAAUAUUACCGAGAAGGCGUACAAGCUCCCCAUUUCGGAAUGGUCAGAUGACCCGCUACUGCACGAAGUUGGCCGGUACAUGUAUGUUACCCUGGCCAAUGAUACCGAGGGCUUUGUAGGCAUGAUGGCCACCUCGCUUGGAUGGACCCCCGAGCAGAUUAGCGUGUACGCAGCCCAUGUCCGUCGGGAGAUGCGAGGGCUGAAGGUGCAUGCCUACAUCUACGGCGGUCUGGCCUACGCGCAGAAGCCGUUAGAUGCAUAG